AUGCUUACCCACUCCAAAUCUACUGACCAACGCAAGGUCUCCCCUCCACGUCCUUCCUACAUGUCGAACAAUCAAAUCGCAAGCUAUUUGAAGGACCUUCGGACGAAUCGUCCAGUUCGCCCAGCCGGCUCUCGUCCGUAUCCCGGUAAGCCGGCGACUUCGACCUCGCUUCAAGACCUCCCUCCCCGUGCAUCAUCCGCAUUCUCCAUGUAUGAACCUUCCGAAGAUCCAGUUCUCGCUCAACCUCGCUCUGGUAGUGCCCUCUCACACCGCCGUAAAAUCUCCAAUUCUCCCGAAGGUGGCCCAACAGGUUGUGCACUAGUCCAGGAGCCACGAACGGUCUCGCUGCGAAAGACAGUUUCCCCAUCCCAGGUAUUCUCACAAUCGGUCCCGUUACCAUCACCUUCAGUUCCGUCUUAUCGAGAGAAUGGCCAGCGACGCCAUGAGAAGGAGGAAGCUCGGUCGCUACGCGAUGCGCUACGGGAAAUGGAUUUAAAUGACGAUGUUCGUCUUCAUCAUGCUGCUCAGGAUGAGGCGACAGAGCUCGUGUGGAUGCAUCAGAACCCCGGAAUGCCGCUCAAGAACCCAGACGCUCCCUACCGAAAUCCCGAUGUCUGCAGAGAUAAUCGAAAUCCAAAUAUGGAGACCUCUUUCCGAACUCGAAAGAGUUCUAGCUCGAGUUCAAGAAAGUCCCGUCAAUCCUCCAGCGGGUCUUCGAGCUCUGAAACACCGGAGCCUAUAAAGCGCUCCUCUAUGGCUGGAAGCUCGAAGAAGAAUCUCAAAGUCAAUUUUGACUUGCCUCCGGAAGAGUCAGAUGUGACAUCUGUGCCUACUACUCGAAACGACUCCUCUAAGGGCGUUUUCAGAAACCCCGACGAUCAAAUCUACAAAGAUAUUGGUGAAACUACUAAUGAAGUAUCCGGGACAAAACCUGACCUGUCCCAGACUGGUUCUUCGACCCAAGACAAGCCCCGAAACGCCUUUACACGUAUCCCAAAACCUCUUCCUUGGCUACGUGAUCGGAACGCCAACGGGGGUUCCGUGCGAGAUAAGAUUUCUCGAUUUGAUAUUCACAAGAACCCACCGACUCAAUCUCGGAAUCCUGCGUACACGAGUAAUGAACCUACUACACCUCCUACCCCAAGCCCACGCGUAACAUCAAUCCCUACGAAAGAUGGAAUUGAGAUCCGUGACGAUGACAUUCGGGCUGCCACGAGCAAGAGGCUUAAAGACAGAAGCGAGAAUUUGCCCAUGCCUUCUGCCGUGAGCGACAAAUUCGGACGCCCGAUCGUUAGCUUCGAUCCGAAAUGGCGACCAAGUGACCAGCCUAAACCAGACCGGCGACCCCAGGCGCCAUCUCCUGUUUCGGUUCCAGUUAUUGAAGUGGCUCCUAGCAUUGAAGUGUCCCAGCCACCAAUCCCGGUGAUCAAUGUUCCAGCUAUCCAUGAGCCGACGAUUGCUGAAAUCGCCGAACCCUCUCGGCAACAGAAUAAAUCAGCAAGACCACAACCACAGCCACAGGCGACAAGCCGCCAGAAUCACCAGGUACCCCCUAGAAGACAGCCAGUAGAACCCCAGGAACGGUGGUACUCUCCCUACUCUCGAUCUGGCGUCCCCACUGCCGCCUGCAAUUCUUGUUCUCUUCCUAUUUCUGGCAAGAUUGUGACUGCCGGUGGAUGUCGCUUCCACCCAGAAUGCUUUACCUGCUUCAAUUGCCACACGCAUCUUGAGUGCGUGGCAUUUUACGAGGAGCCAGCUGCCAGUAGGGCUGAACGAGAAGCAAGUAAUCCAGAUGGGGAUCGCGUACCUCGAUUUUACUGCCAUUUAGAUUUCCACGAGUUGUUCAGUCCACGCUGCAAGAGUUGCAAGACUCCGAUCGAAGGAGAAAUUGUGGUUGCAUGUGGUGCCGAAUGGCAUGUCGGUCACUUCUUCUGUGCUGAAUGUGGUGAUCCCUUCAACUCAUCCACUCCAUUUGUUGAAAAGGACGGUUUCGCAUGGUGUCUUCGAUGUCACGGUCGCCGCACUUCAUCCCGCUGUGUAGGAUGUAAACAGCUCGUCUUAGACGACGUAGUGAUCAGUGCAAUUGGCGGUCAGUGGCAUGAGAGUUGCUUCGUCUGCCACGAAUGCGGCGAUGGAUUUGGGCCUGAUGGUCGGUUUUUCGUUCGCGAGGGCGAACCAAAGCGAACUGCCAAGGGCCGCAUCAUUGGCGGUCCUGUACAGCUGGCUGCCUGUGAGCGAUGCGAAGGUAUUCGCCUGAAGGCUCCGGGUAUGUGCUAG
This is a messenger RNA of Penicillium taxi, 2277 nucleotides long. Its product is annotated as LIM domain protein. Lineage: Eukaryota; Fungi; Ascomycota; Eurotiomycetes; Eurotiales; Aspergillaceae. The transcript has 3 exons. Bases 1 to 2277 code for a protein of 758 amino acids. The record is from RefSeq and is a predicted model, not a curated record.